Molecule: messenger RNA, 4215 nt
Organism: Ostreobium quekettii
Lineage: Eukaryota; Viridiplantae; Chlorophyta; Ulvophyceae; Bryopsidales; Ostreobiaceae
Source: the annotation of a GenBank genome assembly
AUGUUGUCAGACGUGUUCUGUAAAAUGUUCCUGUUCACCCCACAGCCCGCCAGCACGGAACCAAAUGCUGAUGUUGAUCCACAAGCUCUAAACCUUCAUCUAGCCAUUCAAGCUGGCGAUGUGGAGCGUGUUCAGACUCUCCUUGAGCAAAGGGGACCGGAUUCGCGCUAUGAACUUUUUGGAACCCCUGCAAUCUGGAGGGCCGCCUUUCGAAACGAGUCGGCCAUCGUGAAAAUCCUCAUUGCUUCUGGAAUGGACGUGAAUGCAGGCAAUUCCAAGGGGACCACUGCCCUGUACGUUGCAGCACAAAAUGCACACGUGGACAUUGUCCAGAUUCUGAUAGAUUCUGGCGCUGAUGUCAAUAUCAACUCAGUAUGGGGUUCAUCGGCCCUUAUGGUAGCUGCAUCUCGAGGCCACACAGAUGUCGUGGCAAUCCUUUUGAGCGCAGGUGCUGACUUCCGAGUCCAGACAACAGCUCUCAAACAGUCGGCUCUGUUUCUAGCGGCUGCAAAUGGACACCCAAAGACGGUGUGGACCCUUCUGGAAGGUGAUGGAAACGAGAUGAUAGAUGUGGCGGACGUUGAAGGAUCCACUCCUUUGUAUGCAGCAGCAUAUUCUGGUCAACCAGCUUCAGUAGAAGCGCUGCUUGUCUUCAAACCAGAUCUGGGGAGAUUGAGGGAGGACGGGUCCUGUCCACUCCAUGCAGCGUCGGCAGGUUGUUUCCACAAGAUUGUGGAGCUCCUUGUUGAGGCUGGGUCUGCUCGAGGGAUAAAGAAUAAGAAUGGACACCAGCCCAGAGAUUUGGUUUGUUUGGCAGAUCCAGAUGAGAAUGUGAAAGCGAUGGCCAUAGAAGAGACACUGAUGCCGCUGUUGAUUGCUGUUCGAGAUGGUAACCAUACAGAGGCAGAGAGAUUGAUUGAGGCAGGGGAAGAUGUCAAUGGCAUGGCCAGGAAUGGGAGCACCUUGCUGCAGCUGGCGGUGGGAGGAGGCAGUGUGCGGGUUGUGGAUGCGCUGCUGAAUGGUGGUGCAGACAGCAACGUGAAGGAUGCCACAGGAUGUGGCCCUCUCCACGUUGCAGUGGACAACAGCUCUGUUGGCAUUGUUGUGGCUCUUCUUGAAGCUGGUGCAGACAUCAAUGUGGUGACCAACGAUAAUACAAGUGCCCUGCAUGUAGCUGUUCGGAAUGAUGAUGCAGUGAUGGUUGAGACUCUGUUCCCGUUUGGUCCCAAUGCAAACCUUCAAGACGCUCUCGGGACUACACCACUGCAUACUGCUGCGGCCAUUGGCAACACCCGAAUAGUUCAGCUUCUCCUGGACAUGGGGGCUGAUGUCAACCUCACUGAUGCCAUUGGGCAGACGCCCUUGUUGGUGGCUAUUGUUAAUGAGAACGUGGAUGUUGUUGCUCUGCUCCAAAACGCUGGCAAACGCUCCACCUCAGCAACAGGGGGUGAUGGGAAGUCCAAGAACACAACCAUGACAUCCAGAGGAGCACAGCCCAGUGCUAUCAAUGCUGUCAGCCGAACUGCAGACAGUCUAGAGCAGUCAGAAGGGUCAGACAGCUCUGUGGCCACUGCACAGUGGCUGAUACCAGCAGUGCUGCUUCCUGUUGUUCUUGUUCCAGCACUGCUGGUACUCUUCUUCGUGCGAAAGCGUCACAAUCGUGAAGAGCACCCAGAAAGCGACGAUGUGCCUGCAAAGGAUGCUGGCGACAUUUCAGACAUGUCGGAUGAAGAGUGGGGGGCACCGCCACAUUUACCUGGCUAUCUGAAUGAGGUGAUCUCUAUGAGGGGUGGCGGCAGUACAGAAUACUGGGCAGAGAAGGGCUUGCCUCCACCGUUUCCUGGAAGAGAGGGAGCAACAAAUUUGAGAGAUGGCAGAGUGCCCAUAGCAGUGAAGGCAAGACGGAGCGUGACAGCAGCACAGGUGAAAGUUAGUCCAAGAAUCAUGAGUGGGCAUGAUGACUCACCCGUGGUGUCAGAUUACCUUAAAUUCAAGCCUUCCCACAUGUCAGAGUAUGGUUCAGGAUACAAUUCAGGACGUGGCGAUAGCCACCAAGCGGUGGUUUGUGAGAUCAUGCCAGCCCAAACUUCCAGCAGUGCCGAUUUUGAUGAAGUGCUCCAAGGCCAUCAAAAUCCCAUCUGUGCAGGCGCAGCAAUCGAGGAUGACGAUGUGCAACCUUAUCAGGCAGGCAUUUCCUUUGCUGGAUCGUCCAUUCAAGAAGGACCGCGAUAUGGGUCACAGCAGACACACAGCACGCGUUCAGGAGCAGGGAGCAUGUCUGUGGCUUCUUGGCUGGCCUCAGAAGGAUCUGAAUUCAUGGGAAGCCCAAGCCAGAGGGGUUGGACUGUUGAGGACCGUGCUGGUGAGGGUGCCAUAGAUGCUGACGACAGCCCUCCUCCGUUUCCUGCUGUUGAGGAUUUCUUCACUCGACUUAGAACAGCAGUACAGAGUCACCACACAACAGUGGCAAAGGAAAGCACCAUCACAGUGGGAUCAGACAUACCAAGCCCUCACAGACAUGAUGCAGCAAUUCCUGAGGGUCCUCAACAUGAAGAACUCAUUGCUGGGCUGCACUCAAUGUCAGUGCAGAAGGACAAUAUUGUGUGUGGCUCUGUUGUUAGCAGCCCAGGGAAGGGGACAUCAUGUGCACAACAUCCCAUGGAUGCGUAUGUUUCUGGCUACGCUUCAGACAGUUCGCUGUCAUCCUGCAGUGAAGGUGUGACAGGUGGUUCAGGAGCACAUGCAGAGAAUUGCACUGCACACAUGCGUUCAUACCCAGUCAACAUUAACGUUGCUGAAGAUCCAUCAGAAGGCGAGCCCUCCAUUUCAUCAGUCCAUAGCCGUAUGAUCAGACAGUGGUCAGAGACAAGUGGGGUGUCGAUGUACUCGGCACUGAGUCAUAUGGUCAGGCAGGAUUCAUCAUCAUCCCCUGCGUCUGAGGAUGGCAUUGGGGUGCAGACUGGAGAGGUUCAGGAGGCAACGCUGCCCCCGUAUCCAGUCAAGAGCCCCAGUCGAAGCUCUGGAAGUGCAGGUGAAGAUCCUGGCGAGGGCAGUCAAAACUCCCCUUCUGCUAACACUGCGCACAUGACUUCUGAACUGCAGAAAUGCGAAGGCAGCUCAGGAUUUCUGUUUGCAGUGCAAAAUCCAGAGUCGUUGCUGGCUGCUGGAAGCCCCCCUGCCCACGCUGUGCCUUUGAGCAGAGGGAUGCGAGCCUCAACAGAAAGGGUGCUGAGUGAAGACAUCGUGAGUGGCCAAAGCAGGAAUCGACUGAGUUUUGCAGCAGGGCUGGAGGCCCACCAAGACUGGCCAGACAGUCCAUCAAACCAAAAUGCAACGCACAGCGGAUCCAGCCCAGGUAGUUCCAUGCCAGAAGGGAUGCAGGGGGCAGCAGAUGACCACAAUGUGGCUUUGAUACCUGACAGCAGCACUGCGGAUUUGCGUCCAGCCCAUUUGAGGCCGGGAGUAUUGCCCCGCAAUGGGCUUGGGAGUGCUAAGUCAUUUGGGGGCGAACAUAAUUUGCAUCUUCCAGUGGGCUGCAAUCAGCUCUCGUCACUCGAAGAACCGCCCCACCUCCUCUCCAGCGCAGGGAGCAGCGUCGUGAAUGGGAGCCACAGCGAGCUCUUUUCGACAGGUUCAGGUGGAUAUGAUGCCUUUAGGUCAAGCCUCCCCACGGCACCUGGUGUAUCAAGCCUGAACUUGCUUGCAGAUACGAAGGGCAGCCUGGGAACUCAGUCUGGAGACCAGGCACAUAGCCCAACACUGAAACGCACAGGCGAAUGGGCUGCCCCUGUGGAUACAAAGGCUAUUGCCAGCGCUCAGCUGGCGGAGUACAACUCAACCCUGUCGAAAUCGUCAACCUCUCUAUGGCAUCCGGGUGACUCUUCGACGCCGAAGCGGAGGAGGGAAGGCUCCAGUCCACUCCAACAAGCAGAACUGAGUCUCUCGUCCCAUGGUGCCGAUGAAAUUGAGCUGCGCGCCAUUCAGCAGGCCAUGGGGUACACGAUGGACGUGUCGAAUGUGAAUUCCUGCAGUUCUGAGGGCCCUCCCCUCCUCUUGAGCAAUCUCCACGGCGUUGCGCCUUGCGUUUCAGAGUCGCCUCUUUGUGGCCCCACCGGACAUCACCUCGGGACCGACUACGCGCACGCUGAGGAGCCAGAACCUGAACAGAAGUUUGCUCAUUUGUCCGGGCUGCAGGGUGGCUGGGAAGCUCACUGA